AUGAAACCAUUGAGGAAGGAGCAUAGACCACGGGCGAAUAACGAGCUCGGGUACAGUCAGCCUCUACAUCUGGCCGGUUACAAUAAUGAUCAUGAGUUGCUACCCCUGCAAGGCGUUGUCCCUCUCGAGGGUAUGGAUCAAGAUAUGACAUUGGAGACCGCGGAUCAGGAUAUAACAUCGGAAGUCCCGAGCUUUUGGCUAGCCGCUCAGCAGUCUGACGAGUUUUACGAAUCACCCGACAAUCCGCGCCUACUCGACGCAGCGUGGGCUGGGAUGGACUUCCCCAUUGACACGAGACAAGAUCUGGUCAUGCAAAGUCCUACGCGACGGCCGUUUACGGGGCUCAUGGCUCCCCAGAAUGCAGCACAAGCCCAACACCCUAACUCAGAAUCCAUGCACAAUGUGUCGCUAACACCUGCACGUACCAUGCUGGAUGGCAUUAUUCGCGCAGACCUUGAUGGAAAGAACAGCAGUGCUCAUAACCCAUUGACUCAAGCACUCCCCAUCCAAACUGGACCACCUCACUUGCGGAUCUCUGCACGACAACGAUCCUCCGACGACAUCGAUGCGCACGCCGAUUCCAACACUACUUUUGACUGGCCGGCUGCUUAUACUCUCGAAAACAAGAAUGGUUAUUCAUACCAGGCCAUCGGCCUGUCCUGCGAGACUGACCCAUACGUACUUCGAUACUAUAAUUACGACAUGAACGACGCCUAUCGCAUGUUCCGGCUGGACUUCCGAAAAAUGGUGGACGACAGUCAUUCUCAACGAAGUACAAGUACUAAUCGAUGUCAACUACCAGUUGAUCCUGUACCAGUGCAGUUUAUGAUGGUAGAUGAGGAAAUAUGGAAAGACAGCCUCCAUGCGGCUGAGCAACUCUUCAAAGGCCCGAGUUCUUCUGCAGGUGACUCUGAACUGCUCGAUCGACUGGUUUCGCCGGAUUUGGGGAUCAAGCUGCUAAAGCUGUAUCUCCAGUUUGUCCAUCCCCGAUUCCCAGUUCUGUCUCUGCAAGAUAUCGAUAAUAUCAUGGACGAUGAAGACUACGUUGGAAUCAAAAGCGCCAUCUUCGCUCUUGCUGCACCAUUCACGUAUCUCGAUGAUGAACUCAGCGUCUCACGGGGAUAUGCUCAACUACCCACAGAGAAGUUCUGGGGUAUCACUCAAAGAAGUUAUCGCAGAUCGCUGGAAUCAUCAGGCCUUCCACUUCUGCAGCUUUGCUUGCUGUUGCUUCAGAUGCCUCCGCUCAAUUUCGCCGUUGCAGAGUCUCCACAUCCUUGGGCACUUGCUUGCUCUGCUGUAGCCAUUGCGGAGAGCCUGGGUCUGAAUCUGGAUCCAAGCGAGUGGCGACUGCCGAGGAGGGAAGUCCAGCUGCGAAAAAGGCUCUGGUGGUGGACAUUUAUCCAACAUACAUGGUUUGCUCUCGUCUUUGGGCGACCGUCUCAUCUCAACGAUGAUAAUUGGGACGUAUCACCGCUCAGCGUUGACGAUCUUGAAAAUGGAGACAAUCAGGAUCCGAUUAUCAACACUUCGAUCAUUGCACAACGUCCAUACUUACUGGCGCUGUGUGAGCUCAGCACGAUCGCUGCGGAUAUAUUGAAAGCAUUCUAUACACUGAAAGCAGCACGACAAGCAGUUGAUCUCACUACAUUGCUGGAGCGUGCCCAACCUCUACGUUUGCGUAUUCAGAAAUGGCGCGAAACUUUGCCGUCGCUCUCUAAAGGUGUUUCGGAGCUGAGCGACGAGGACUUGGACGACUGUGCUGACUUGCAUGUCCGAUAUCAGUUGAGCUAUAUCUCUGCCUUCAUCCUGAUCAAUUUCGCGCAGUCGCCCACCAAAGACGCCGCGGUCCAAAAUCAAGCCUUGCUAGGUAAGUGGAGAGACGGUCUACGCUCACAGGCCCGGGCUUGGCCACUCGCGAGACUCGCCACUAUGCGGCUAGACGCAGCCUUCUGGAGAAAGCUCUCAUCAGCCGUGUAUCACGCGGGGUCCGAUAGUCCAGCUGUCAAAUUACUGAAGGAGGAGGGCUCGCAGACCUCUGAAUAG
Cyphellophora attinorum is the source of this 2043-nucleotide messenger RNA. Its product is annotated as putative transcriptional regulatory protein. Gene Ontology annotation, biological process: DNA-templated transcription. The record is from RefSeq and is a predicted model, not a curated record. The transcript is spliced from 5 exons. The coding region runs from base 1 to 2043 and encodes 680 amino acids. Gene Ontology annotation, molecular function: DNA binding; zinc ion binding. Gene Ontology annotation, cellular component: nucleus. NCBI's taxonomy places the organism in Eukaryota, Fungi, Ascomycota, Eurotiomycetes, Chaetothyriales, Cyphellophoraceae.